Phascolarctos cinereus (koala) is the source of this 5733-nucleotide messenger RNA. It is a transcript of the gene SGSM2, whose product is annotated as small G protein signaling modulator 2. NCBI's taxonomy places the organism in Eukaryota, Metazoa, Chordata, Mammalia, Diprotodontia, Phascolarctidae. Gene Ontology annotation, biological process: activation of GTPase activity. The record is from RefSeq and is a predicted model, not a curated record. Gene Ontology annotation, molecular function: GTPase activator activity.
UGACGUCUUGACUGUGCCGGGCUCGGAAGAUGGCUGCGGAGCUGAACGGCGGGCAGCGGCUGCGGUGGCAGCUGCAGGGCGCCGGGAGCGCGGCCGCAGCGGCGGGUCGGGGCUCCGCCUUGCCCGCGGGCAGCUGAGCGACGAAGGACCAGACUAGGCGCGGCGGCCAGUGGCAGCAGCCCGGGCUGGCCGGCGCGGGGCUCCGAUCCCCUGGCACCAUGAGCCGCCCGGAGGACGCAGUCAAAGAGAAAUUACUGUGGAACGUAAAAAAGGAGGUAAAGCAGAUCAUGGAGGAAGCGGUCACCAGGAAGUUUGUGCAUGAAGACAGCAGCCAUAUCAUUGCUCUGUGUGGUGUGGUAGAGACCUGCCUACUGCAUCAGCUGAGGCGCCGGGCUGCAGGCUUCCUGCGCAGUGACAAGAUGGCGGCUCUCUUCACCAAAGUGGGGAAGACCUGUGUGGUAGCUGGAGAGGUCUGCCGAAAGGUCCAGGAGCUGCAGCAGCAGGUGGAGAGCAGGAAGUCAGCAGGAGGCAACCAGGAGACCCUUCGGAGACAGGGCUCAACUGGAGGAAAGCCCCCAACCCUCAGCCCCCAGGCCCUGAGGCACAUUUGGGUGCGCACCGCCCUCAUUGAGAAGGUGCUAGACAGAGUUGUGCAGUAUAUAGUGGAGAACUGCAGCAAAUACUAUGAGAAGGAAGCACUUCUGGCAGACCCUGUGCUUGGCCCCAUCCUCGCCUCUCUCUUAGUGGGGCCCUGUGCUCUGGAGUAUACCAAGCUGAAGACGGCAGACCACUACUGGACAGAUCCUUCUGCUGAUGAGCUGGUCCAGAGGCACCGCAUCCGUGGCCCCCAUGGCCGCCAGGACUCGCCCUCCAAGCGUCCAGCCCUGGGAGUCCGCAAGCGACAUUCCAGUGGGAGUGCUUCAGAAGACCGGUUUGCAGCCUCAGCUCGUGAAUACGUGGAGUCCCUUCAUCAGAAUUCCCGGACACACUUGCUCUAUGGCAAGAACAAUGUGCUGGUACAGCCGAAGGAAGACAUGGAGGCUGUCCCUGGCUACCUGUCCUUGCACCAAUCUGCAGAGAGCUUGACCCUGAAGUGGACCCCCAACCAGCUCAUGAACGGAACUCUGGGAGACUCAGAGCUAGAGAAGAGCGUAUACUGGGACUAUGCUCUGAUUGUGCCCUUCAGCCAAAUUGUCUGCAUCCACUGCCACCAGCAACAGAAUGGUGGAACACUGGUGCUGGUGAGCCAAGAUGGUAUCCAGAGGCCUCCUUUGCACUUCCCCCAGGGAGGCCACCUCUUGUCUUUCCUGUCCUGCCUGGAGAAUGGGCUCCUGCCUCGAGGACAGCUAGAGCCACCACUGUGGUCCCAGCAGGGAAAGGGGAAGGUCUUCCCCAGGCUGCGGAAGCGGAAUAGCUCCAUGAGGUCUGUGGACCUGGAGGAAACAGUGAUGGAUGAAGGGCGGGCCACUGACUACGUAUUCCGGAUCAUCUACCCGGGCCACAGGCACGAACACAUCACUAUUAACUACCACCACUUAGCUGCCAGCCGCGCGGCCUCGGUGGACGAUGAUGAGGAAGAGGAGGAUAGACUACACGCGAUGCUGUCAAUGAUCUGCUCGCGGAACCUCACAGCUCCCAAUCUGAUGAAAGAUGCCGGGGACAUGAUUGAGAUGCAAGGCUUUGGGCCAAGCCCCCCAGCCUGGCAGUUUGAGCCUCCAAGUGGCCGCAGCUCCUGCCUCUCCUGCUCUGUCAGAGGCUCACCCUAUGGCCCGCCCAACUACUGCAGCUGUGCACAGGACAGAAUGCCCCUGAGAUUGCUGUGUGAGAACAUGAAGAGACAGAUCAUGUCCCGGGCCUUCUAUGGAUGGCUGGCAUACUGCCGACACCUGUCCACUGUCAGGACCCACCUGUCAGCCCUGGUACAUCAUAAUAUCAUCCCACCUGACCGGCCCCCAGGAGCUUCAGGAGGGCUCACCAAGGAUGUGUGGAGCAAGUACCAGAAAGAUAAGAAGAACUACAAGGAGCUGGAGCUUCUGAGGAGAGUGUACUAUGGGGGUGUGGAACAUGAGAUCCGAAAGGACGUCUGGCCCUUCCUGCUUGGACACUACAAGUUUGGCAUGAACAAGAAGGAGAUGGAGCAGGUGGAUGACGCCGUGGCAUCCCAAUACCAGCGGGUACUGGCAGAGUGGAAGGCCUGUGAGGUGGUGGUCCGGCAGCGGGAACGGGAAGCCCAUCCAGCCACACUCACCAAGUUCUCCUCGGGAAGCAGUAUUGACAGCCAUGUCCAGCGCCUCAUCCACCGAGACUCCACCAUCAGCAAUGAUGUGUUCAUCUCUGUGGAUGAAAUGGAUCCCCCCGAUAUGGGACCAAAGUGCCCUGAAGAUUCCAUGGCUGGCACAGUGCCAAUGGCAGGAACACCAGGUACUGCGAUAGUGGAGCAGCAGCAAUCUGUGGAGUUUGACUCACCAGACUCAGGGCUGCCAUCUUCCCGUAACUACUCCGUGGCUUCUGGAGUCCAGUCCAGCAUUGAUGACGGACAGAGUGUGGGUUUUGAGGAAGAAGACCAAGGAGAGGAGGAAGAGCUGGAUCCAUCUGCUUCUGGUCCCCGAGCCUCCCUCUACGAGCCCCCAGACCCUACCCAGGAGGACACCCCACAGUCCAGCGAGCUGGGGGCAGGGGAAGAACUGGCUGCUGUCUGUGCUGCCGCCUACACCAUAGAGUUACUGGACACCGUGGCCUUGAACCUCCACCGGAUCGACAAGGACGUGCAACGGUGUGACCGAAACUACUGGUAUUUCACACCCACCAACUUGGAGAAGCUUCGAAACAUCAUGUGCAGCUAUGUAUGGGAGCAUCUGGAUGUGGGCUAUGUGCAGGGCAUGUGUGACCUGCUGGCACCCCUCAUGGUCAUCCUCGACAAUGACCAGCUGGCUUAUAGCUGCUUCAGUCAACUCAUGAAGAGGAUGGGCCAAAACUUCCCCAACGGCGGGGCCAUGGACACGCACUUUGCCAACAUGCGCUCGCUCAUCCAGAUCCUGGACUCCGAGCUCUUUGAACUGAUGCACCAGAAUGGAGACUACACUCACUUCUAUUUCUGCUAUCGAUGGUUCCUGCUUGAUUUCAAGAGAGAGCUGCUCUAUGAAGACGUCUUUGCUGUGUGGGAAGUCAUCUGGGCUGCCAGACACAUCUCUUCUGAGCACUUUGUCCUGUUCAUUGCCUUGGCCCUGGUAGAAGGAUAUCGGGAGAUCAUUCGAGAUAACAACAUGGACUUCACAGACAUUAUCAAGUUUUUCAAUGAACGAGCAGAACACCAUGAUGCCCAGGAGAUCCUGAGGAUAGCCAGGGAGCUGGUCCACAAAGUGCAGACACUGAUUGAAAACAAGUGAAGCUGGCAGCGGCUUUGGUGAGAGAAGGUGGAAGAGGAGGCAGCCGUGGCCGACCAGGCACCUCGGGGUCCCGAGAGCUCCAGGCCUCCGCACAGGGCAAGUGGAGAGGGUGGCCCUGUCGGGACUAUCAGCGCCCUCCCCCUCCCCACCAACCUGAACCCCAGACCAUGUUCCUGAGGCAUCUUCCAUGUAAUGCAGAAAAAAUAAGUAAUUCAGAGAUUAAGAGAUCGAGAGACUCCAGGCCUUCCCUUGGGUUGGGCCAGGGCUAGCCUGUGGGACCUGCCUUUGGGACAGAGGGAGGAGUGACUGAGAUGUGUAGAGCUCUCUCUGGAUCUUGGCUGGGGGCAGCCCACACUGGGGCCCUGAAGUCUCAGGCCUAUGACAGACACGCUCUGGGACAACUACCUCCCUUCCAACUCCCACCCCAGCCCCAAAGAAACCCCUUUUGGGGUCACCCUAGGAAUAGACAGAGGCCCCAGGUAAGACCACUAGAGGGGGAUCCUGCUUGAAAGGUGUCUUGCCCUCAGGGGUCUAGCACAUAGAAAGGGAUAGAGACCCAUGGCUCUCCCAGGGCUUAGAAUCUGGCCUGAGAUGCCCCUCCUGGAUAGAGAGAAGAGACAUUCAGGCCAAACUUCAGGAUGGCUCUAGAGGCUGCAGGGGGCAACACCCUACCUAAUACCCUCUGUUCCUUGUCUCUUCAAAGAAGCUGGGGAGCCCUCCUAGGCAUGGUCACACUCCCCCUUUUUCUGGAGGCCAGACUUAUACCCUGCUCCACGAUAGGGAUGGGUGUUGGACCAAGGCUCUCGAGGACUAAGGGUGGGAGAAAUUCUGGAGCUACCUUCAUGGGUGUCCCCUGAAUUUCUGUGGACCCAAGACACUAAUGCAGGGAAGAUUUGGUAGGGAGGGAGGAAUGGGCAGGGCACAGCCUGGAGCUGUCCCAUGGUCCUCCAGCAUUACUGCCUGUCUGCUUUUAUAAUCCCUCCACCAACACACCACCUGCUCCAGGCACCAGCCUGUGUGCACACAUGUACAAGUGUACCUCCCUUUGCGUAUUCAGCUGUCCGUGGUCCUGAAAAAUAUGUAAAGCAAAUCCUCCUGAAGGCUCUAAGGAGAGCUCAUUUCUUAAAGGCUCCUAGUGCAAAUCCUUUUGUAAGAGCAAAAGCUUGAGCCCCAACCUGCUUGUAAAUCCAGAUUUCUGUAUGUCAGAUUUGCUGAAACAGCACUUGCCUGUAUGGAGAAGGCACAAGAGGUGGGAGCCCACCCCUCUCAGGGACCCUCCCCCUGGAGCUCCAAAGAAGCCUAGGCUGUUGUCCCAGUGCCCACAGGUGCCUCCUUGCUCCCCUUGAGCCCCACUCCAGAACAUCCCCAUGGAGUCGUACCAGGAUGCUGGAUCUUUCCACCUAACCUCACUGCUCUCCCUUGACUUUGCUGCUGCUUGGCCAAGGCAUAGGGGGAGGGGGAGGUAGGGAGGCAGAGAAGCUCUAAGGGCAUGGCUGGAUCACCCCUAAGGUGAGGGAAUGGGAAGGGGAAUGAGGGAGAUUGCCUCUAUGUAUCAGAGCCUUUCUAAGGCUCUGACUAACUAGCUGAGGCCAGAGCCCAUAGCUGGGCACCCCUGGAGUCCUCUGUAUUCUCAAGUGCCAACACUGCCCUAGGCUUGGAGGGGACCUGGAUCUUGGCCCCCAACACAGCCGAUUCUGUAGAAUGUAGAGAACCGUGAGCAGGGCUCCUCGGACUUCCCUCCCUCAGGACGCCACCUCAGAUCAAGCAUCUCUUAAUGCCAGGGAUAGGAUGGGGGCUAGACUCCCCCUGCCUCCAAUCGUAGUCUGCCCUCUGGAGGAAGUCCAGGAAGGGCCUCCCUGCCCUUAGCAUGCUUACUGUUAUUCUGUACCCAGUUUCCUCCUUCUCCAUCCUCCCCCCACCUGCAGGAGCCAGGUAGGUCCUGUUAGGUGAGAGGGGCAUAGUGAGGGUGCACUUGCCAUUUGGGGCCUUCUGGAGUUCCUCUGUGGGCCUGCUGUGUCAUUUACUAGAAAAAAGGGGAGAUACCUUUGUCUUGGGAGAAGAAUGCUAUCCCUGGCCUGACCCUCCUCCUCUGCCCCCAGAAUCUGCACUGCCUGUUUGGGGGCCUGUCUGCCCCCUCAUCCCCUUGUGUGCCGUGGGCCCCACAGCUCCUGCUGGAUGUGUGGGUGGCACAGCCAUGAUGCCGCAUGUGCUGCCACGCGCCUGCCUUAGUGACUGGUGUUUGUGAGGAGCGGGAAGGUUGCUUGGUUGGUUCCCUUUUUUUCCCCUGGCUCAGAUAUUCUAAUGCUGUCCAUUGUAACAAAACCAAUAAACACUGAGUUUGGUGACA